AUACUGACACCGGCACAAAUUUUCUCUUUAGGUUUCGGUGUGCACCGAAAUGCAUUUGUACUGUUCACCAUUUAUAGAUAAAGGAUUGGGUGGAAGAAAGGGUGCAGUAGAGCCAUGGAGAUUCAUCAUUGGGUUGCGAUUUUCAGCUAGAUAAGAGACAAUCGAUUGUUGUGCUUCUCAGGGUUUUGGCAAGCAUUGUGACCCCAGUGCAGAAUCGAUGAUGCUUGACAACCAGUGUGCAACAGCAGGUUGCAGUGGUGGAGGACACGUGUGUGAUUUAGUUGAUUGGCCUAGAAGAUUGUGGGCCUUCAAUGUCCAACAGUUGCAGAAAGGUGUGGCGUUGAGGAAGCAACCUUGCAAUUGAGAAAGACAGUUAGAGCAUGUUGGAGUUAGCUUGUAAGAGCUUUUACUUUUUUGGUACUGUUUAUAAGUGAUAAGUUUAAAUUUUUAUUGGAGGAAAAAUUUAAAAGUUGCUUUUAGAGAGAAGAAAAAGUGAGUAAAAAGUGAGUAAAAAG
Rubroshorea leprosula is the source of this 515-nucleotide messenger RNA. The record is from the annotation of a GenBank genome assembly. Lineage: Eukaryota; Viridiplantae; Streptophyta; Magnoliopsida; Malvales; Dipterocarpaceae.